AUGCAGACCUGGGAAUGGGGACACAUGUCUGCCUUCUGCAUUAUAGAUGAAGCCCGCAUUAUUUUAUAUGUCCAGGGAAUGCUGGAAUCACCAACUCGAUCUUUGAGCAUGGAUGCACCACGAGGAGUUAAUAUCAAAGCGCCAGCUGGGAAUAUUGAAGCGCUUUCCCAGAUGGAUAUCAAACUACACAGCAGUGAUGGUGUGCUUUUGCUUGAUGCUGAAACUGUGCGACUGCCCAGAUUGCCUGAGGGUACAAGGGGUGGAUCCGGUAUUUCUCAGGGGCUUUAUGAAAUCUGCGUGUGUCCAGACGGAAAGCUCUACUUGUCUGUGGCUGGCGUGGGCUCCACUUGCCAAGAAUACAGCCGUGUCUGCCAGUGA
Molecule: messenger RNA, 378 nt
Organism: Antrostomus carolinensis (chuck-will's-widow)
Lineage: Eukaryota; Metazoa; Chordata; Aves; Caprimulgiformes; Caprimulgidae
Product: gamma-sarcoglycan-like
Exons: 3
Coding region: 1-378 (125 amino acids)
Biological process (GO): heart contraction; cardiac muscle tissue development
Cellular component (GO): sarcoglycan complex; sarcolemma
Source: RefSeq, a predicted model, not a curated record